Chelmon rostratus (copperband butterflyfish) is the source of this 2217-nucleotide messenger RNA. RefSeq names its product putative fibroblast growth factor 1. The transcript is spliced from 4 exons. Gene Ontology annotation, biological process: positive regulation of gene expression; animal organ morphogenesis; fibroblast growth factor receptor signaling pathway. Lineage: Eukaryota; Metazoa; Chordata; Actinopteri; Chaetodontiformes; Chaetodontidae. Gene Ontology annotation, cellular component: cytoplasm. Gene Ontology annotation, molecular function: fibroblast growth factor receptor binding; growth factor activity. Bases 346 to 954 code for a protein of 202 amino acids. The record is from RefSeq and is a predicted model, not a curated record.
AAAAGAGACGGUUUCACCCAAAGUUCAGUAAAAAGAAAAGGGGAAAAGAGGACAUGCUGGCUCAUCAGGGGCACCGUCACAUGACUUUCUCACAGGUGAAGGUUACAUCACCACCAUCUGGAAAUUAUUUUCACAUAGAAAGAAUCUACAUGACGUUCAGUCGGAAAACAAGUGUGGUCAUGUGGCUCUGCCCUGGCCCCCGUCCAGAUCUGAUUCCCUGACUGGUUUCAUCACAUCGUGAAAAAACAAAGUACCUUAAAAGGUUGACGGAGGGAAAGCGAGACGCAGAGAGAGGGAGAAAGUGAUUGAGGAAGGCUGGGGAGGAGAGCAUUUCCCGUAAUCAUCAUGAAGGCGGCGUUGUCCUGCCCUUCCUGCCUUCCCUCGUGUCUCAGACGCAGUCCAGGUGACACGGACAGUGAGCGCGGUGGAUCUGCUCUGUCGUUGCAGGCACAGGGACAUCACUCCGCUUCGUCCAAGCCUCAAACUCUCUGCAGGAUGUCUGAGGGAGACGUUACAGUGCUGCCGUUCGGACCUGCAUCUCUGGACCUGUCCAGACAGGAGCACCGGACGCUGACCAGACUGUACAGCCAGAACGGAGGCUACCACCUGAGGAUUUUACCAGAUGGAACUGUGAGUGGUGGCAGGCAAGAAAAUGACCCUUACGACGUGCUGAGGCUGAAGGCAGUGAGUGCAGGCGUGGUGGUCAUCAAGGGCGAGAUGACGGGAAGGUACCUGGCUAUGAACAAAAAGGGACGCCUCUACGGAUCACAAGCGCUGAACGAUGAGUGUUACUUCCUGGAGAAGUAUGAAGAAAACCACUACAACACGUAUUGCUCUCAGAAGUACAACUGGUACGUCGGGCUGAAGAGGAACGGCCAACCCAAAUCAGGACCAGACACCCACCGGGGUCAGAAGGCCAUCUUUUUCCUGCCAAGGCCUGCAGGCAGCAUGUAAAGCAGCACGGCCACACUCACUGAGGUCUUUAAAUGCACACUGAAAGUGCAAUUUUACACCGGGCAAAGAGUCCCAUUUAAAGGUCACUUAAAAUCAGUAUGACAGAGCGGUAAAGCCUGAGGCAAACGCAUGAGUUCGAGCUCUAUUUUAAUGUUAAUAACUUACAUGCUCUCUUGUGUAUGCAGAGAAUAUGCGAUAAGCAGCUUAUACUGUACAGGACCAUCACAGGUACGUGAGAUAAUGUCCAGCACAUAUACACCCUGUCACUGCAGACAGAAAAGGCCCGUCUUGAUAGAUGGUGUUCACUUUGAACCCCAGCAUGAAAUACCGCUGCUGGAAGACAGCAACGGACCGCUUUUACACAGGAAUAGUUUUACAGUUGAUCACGUCUGGCACAAAGGAAACCAACAAGGAGGAAAAAACAAAAAAGCCGACCAUCUGGCGUCGAGUUCAAACUCAAACGAACAAAGUCCGCAGUGCAGUGGUAACCUAAUCAUUUCAGUGCCUUGCUUAACUGCACUACAGUAAGGUGGACCUUUAAUCUGCUCAAGCCUGUUCAAUGCCCGUUUUAUGUAACCACUUGUAUUCUGUGUGGAAAGUCAACGAUUUCAAAAGCUCAUCUUUUGAGCAGCUUUUGCAGGUCAGCAGCUGAUGCCAUCUUGCUGUUAAAAUGCUGCUCCUAGAAACGGCACCCUUGUUUACGACAGGGUUUGAAAUUGCAACAGUGAAACAUUUGCACCAUUGUAUACUUUUAUUGUGCACUUACGUCAUGUGCAGGUCUUCAAGGCGGAUGUGAAAGCUUUGUUUCAGUAACGUCUUAGCGACACCAAAUGCUCAAGUGGAGAUUAUUUGAGGAAGAAGAGACGGACCAAAUGUUGUCCUGGACCACAGAAGUCACGAAAAGUUUCCUUUCAGUGUGCAAAAGGGCUCGGCUCCAAACUGAUUAAACAGAUUUCUUCCUCUUUUUUAAAACACACGUUACUGUAACAUUAUAGUACGUUAAAUAACUUGUGAAUAUUUAUUUAUAUUAAGAUUUAUUACUACUAAAAUGCAUAAAGGUUAUAAUAAAGGUAAUGUGACCACCUUUUCACAAAGUAAUACAUAUUGUAUUGUAUUUAAAUGUGUGGCAUGAAGUCUGCAUGAUUAUCCAUAAAAAAAUAAAUAGUAUGUUUGAUUUGCUGUAACUGUGAUUACUGUUCGUCCUAAAACACACAUGUGAAUAAAAGUUAAUAACUGUACGUACAUCAUUAAAGGAACAUGUUA